AUGUCGGAUAUAUUUUGGAGACGUUGGACUCGAGAAUACUUGCCAUCACUACAACAGAGACAAAAGUGGAACAAGAUUACAGACAGUGAACUUAGCUAUCUUCCAACUAUGCAUUCAAGUGUUUUCUGUGUAUGUUCUGCUGUAAUUGUCACUGUAUCAAUUAAUGGAAAUGCUGUCGAAGACAAAGUAACCCGAUUAGAUUGUACCAUUCAAAAAACUGAUCUUACAAAUACUAAUAUUCCAUUUAUUUCAUGGCAAGAGGUUGUCAAUGGCUCACCUGUGACAAUAGUGCAGUAUCAGAAUGCACCUGGUGCUGUCCAGCCGCCUUAUGAUGAUAGAUUUAGUAUUGAAGGAAAUGACACUAUACUCGCUCUUGUUAUUGAUAAGGCAAACAGAAAAGAUAGUGGCACAUAUAGAUGUGAAGUUCGUAUUGUAGGUGAUGCACUUUCACCAGCAUCUGGUACUGUCACUAUAACUGUUGAUUAUCUUGAACCACCAGGUCCCGUGGAACCAACUGAGAAAUAUGUUUCCCCAAAAGACUUUGCAAUCUUUACAUGUCCUUCACCUGAUGGAGUUCCAACACCUAUCACCAUCACAUGGAUCAAAGAUGGAGGCGUGCUUGAUGUGUCCGAUACUGAGAAGUAUCCACAGUCAGAUACAAUAUUAGAGAUCAGAAAAGUCAAUGAAAAUGAUGAAGGAGACUACCAAUGUAAAGCAGAGAAUGCAGCAUUCAGUGGAGACGAGGGGAAGCUGAGUAAUAACGGAACACUGUCGGUGGCGAAUAUUACUGUAGAACCAUGCCUUCAGAAAAUAUUUGGAAGUGCAAGUUUGGAAUGUGUAACUAACAGUCUUCCAACACCUAUGAUCAUCACAUGGAUCAAAGAUGGCAAUGUACUUAAUGUGUCUGAUACUGAUAAGUAUCCACAGUCAGAAACAACAUUAAUAAUCAGUGAUACCAGAAAAGAGGAUGAAGGAAAAUACCAGUGUAGAGCACAGUAUGCAGUUAACUCUGGAGAUGAACAAACACUACUGAGUAUAAAUGAAGGGAUACUGUUAUAUGGAAAUGUUACUGUUGAACCACGUUCUCUGACUGUUGAGAAAUCUAAUUGUGCAAGUUUCAAAUGUGUAACUAAAAGUCCACCUAUCACCAUCACAUGGUUCAAAGAUGGCAGUACACUUAAUGUGUCUAAUACUAAAAAGUAUCCACUGUCAGAUACAAGAUUAAUAAUCAUUGAUGUCAUAAAAGAGGAUGAAGGAAAAUACCAAUGUGAAGCAGAGUAUCCAGUUAAGUGUGGUAAUGAAAGAAGUAUAAAUGAAGGGAUACUGUUACUUGGAAGUAUCCAUAUUGUUAUCUUUUGGACUGGCGGUAUUCUUGAGUUUGUUAUUGUGGUUCUAUGGAUAGGUCACUGUGUGUACAUCAAAGCUGAUUAUUUUGCUGAUCAUCGUGAGAAACAUCCAAUUACUCAAAGCGGAAACAUUAAAAUUGGUUUUAUUAUUUGUGGAACAAUUGGAGCAUCUAUUAUUCUAGCGGGUAUAAUUGUUGUUGAUUAUUUUUGGGUUAUCAUUAUAUGUGGCUGUAUUGUUCUGACUCCGAGUGGAGGUUAUGUUGUGUACGUCAAAGUUGGUUAUUUUGCUGAUCAUCGUGAAAAACAUCCAUUUGCUCAAAGCGUUCAGAUUAAAAUUGGUUUUAUUAUUUGUGGAACAAUUGGAGCAUGUCUUAUUGUAGUGGGUACAAUUGUUGUUGCGAUUUAGAGAUGUAGAACAACUGAUGUAUGCUGUAUUUGAACUGACCAAGAACGUCAAUGAUGGCAACCAUGAUCUCUGUGGAAGCCGAGACUGAAUAUUCCAGAUGAAUAAAUGUUUUGAAUACAGUGGCCUUAUUAGGUCCAAAAAAAAUUGUGUUGCCCAUCAGACCAAAAAUUUUGAAUGUUUAGGGUUACUUUUUAACUAGGAUGAACCCAAAUUACUUGUGUGAUGAUUGAAUGGCUUUAAUUAAUAAUUUUGAUAUCUAAAUCAUUUAUUUUAGGCCUGUGGUUACUAAUUUACCAACCAAAUUGUAUAGGGUGAGUGAUGUUGACAAUGAACCCUAGAAUUAGGCCUAUGCCAAUAGUAAAAAUAAAUACUGACAAACAGACCUUGAUUCUGAAAUGUCAAUUUGUAAUGGCAACACAACACUUUUUUGGCCUCAUAAUUUGUUUGAUUUUGUUUACAUUUUAAGAAAGUUUACUACUGUUACUAAUGUAGGGUAAGGUAAUUAUACAUAACUAACGUACUAUCAAUAUAUACAUACACGGUGGCGUAGCUAAAGGCAGUGCAGCCAGUGCAAAGCACUGGGCCCAGGG
Messenger RNA from Anneissia japonica, 2342 nucleotides. Its product is annotated as hemicentin-1-like. NCBI's taxonomy places the organism in Eukaryota, Metazoa, Echinodermata, Crinoidea, Comatulida, Comatulidae. The record is from RefSeq and is a predicted model, not a curated record. The transcript is spliced from 17 exons. Bases 1 to 1752 code for a protein of 583 amino acids.